AUGAACUAUGGCACAAUGACCACCACGGGGAACACCUCAAGCGGAGACAAUAAUACCGCUGCUGAUAUUGAUGUCAAUAUCGCCAAUAACAAUGGUAUUAGCGAUAGAUCUGCGCCCAACACAUCAGCGCAAAGCUUCACUCCGCGCUCACUGAUUGUUGGCCUCGGAAUCGGCACCUUGAUUAUAUUUUCAAAUACUUACUUCGGUCUCCAGACAGGAUGGAUGAGUCUAAUGACUAUGCCGUCAUCCCUGAUUGGAUUUGCCGUGUUUAAAAGCUUAUCGAAACAUCUCUCCUUUCCGUUUACGCCAGUGGAGAAUGUGCUCAUUCAAACUGUUGCUGGUGCCGUGGGCACAAUGCCGUUGGGAUGUGGAUUUGUGGGCGUCAUUCCGGCUCUCGAAUUCCUUCUCAAAGAAGGGGAUGAUGGGAAAUUGGGUGAUGGAGGGACCGGUGAAGGGGGGCCAUUAAACGUCGGUUUCUGGAAGUUGGUGAUUUGGAGUCUUGGAGUCUGCUUGUUUGGAGCUAUAUUUGCAGUUCCGCUUCGAAGAGAGGUUAUUAUUCGAGAAAAACUGAAAUUUCCGAGUGGCACGGCAACGGCUUUGAUGAUUAGGAUGUUGCAUGGGACCUCUGCGGAUGAGAAGUCGGCGGAGCCUCAGCAGAGUCGAACGCUGUCGACGUCUAGCGCUGCAGGUAGAGCUGUCUCUGAUGUUCCAAUCAAGGGUGAUGGCCGCAGGGACUGGAGAUCAAAGAUUCGAUUACUCAUUGGUGCAUUUGCCGUCUCAGCCUUCUAUACACUCUUCUCAUAUUUCAUUCCCCAAGUUCGCGACCUCCCAAUCUUUGGUCUAUCCCUAGCUCAAAACUGGCUAUGGACUCUUAACCCCUCUCCCGCAUACGUGGGACAAGGAAUCAUCAUGGGCCCUUCAACUUCAAUGCACAUGCUACUAGGCGCAGUCCUCGGAUGGGCAAUCCUGUCUCCUAUCGCCAAACACAAAAACUGGGCACCAGGACCAGUUAGUGACUGGGCAAACGGUAGUAAAGGAUGGAUUAUAUGGGUAUCUCUAGCAAUCAUGCUCGCAGACUCGAUUAUUAAUCUCGGUUGGCUCAUACUGCGAACCUCAUACGGAUUUCUACCAUGGCUGAAAUCUAAGCUGCAAACCAUAAAACGAAAGGGAUUAAAAGACGCCAUCUCUGAAAGAGGACAUCGUGCGCACGUUGAAUAUUCAGCUCUCCAUUCACCUGCACAAGCCGAAGAAUUAAAUAUCGAAGAAGAAGAAGAGAACGAAAUAGAGGAGCCCGAUGCUCCUUCCUCGGAACUCAUAUCAAACAGAACCAUUGCUAUUUUCCUGCCACUCACAUUAGUUUUGAACGUGAUAUGCAUGCACAUCGCCUUUGGCAAUAUCAUAACCCCAUUCCUCUCCACAUUCGCCACUCUACUAGCUGUCCUUCUCUCAAUCAUGGGUGUCCGCGCCCUCGGCGAAACAGACCUCAACCCCGUAUCGGGAAUCAGCAAACUGACCCAACUCAUUUUCUCGCUCGUCACGCCAUCAUCACUACACACCCGCCGCUCCGCUAUAGUCACAAAUCUGCUUGCAGGAGCAGUAUCCGAAGCCGGUGCCCUACAAGCCGGUGACAUGAUGCAAGACCUCAAAACGGGCCACAUCCUAGGCGCAAGCCCCAAGGCCCAGUUUUACGGGCAAGUUAUCGGCAGCGUCUUUGGUGCCGUGGUAUCUACAGCCGUAUAUAAGAUGUACGUCAAUGUAUAUACUGUACCUGGUGACCAGUUCCAGAUCCCAGCUGCGUUUGUAUGGAUUUUUACGGCGAGAUUGGUUACCGGUCAGGGCUUGCCGCCUAUGGCGUGGCAGGUUGCUAUGAUCUUUGGAGCGUUUUUCGUGGGGACUACGGUGUUGAAGAUCGUGUCUACUGUUAGACGUGGUGCACAGGGUUCUCCUCCGCCUUCGUGGGUAGCUUUUGUGCCUGGUGGUAUUGCCGUUGCGGUGGGAAUGUUUAAUGUACCUUCCUUUACGCUCGCAAGAGCUAUUGGAGGCGUGAUUGCGUGGUGGUGGGCUCGAAGAAACGCUGAUAAUCGUAUUCCUUUACCUCCAUCUUCGGAUCAGGGUCAUAUUGUUAACGCACCUUCCAAUAACACACGGGACGAAGCAACGACUGAUGAACAAGACAGCACUUCGUCAUCCCCUCUCAUAUCUGAGCCUACUAAAGUACGAUCGACGACGAAAGCACAGCCAUCGCCACUUGAUCCAAGUCAAGAAGAUACUUCGUCGUCGACCGUGGUCGUCCUCGCGUCAGGGCUUAUACUUGGUGAGGGCGUGCUCAGUAUUGCGAAUUUGGUCCUUGCUAGUUUGGGAGUGCCUCAUCUCUGA
Messenger RNA from Talaromyces stipitatus ATCC 10500, 2376 nucleotides. RefSeq names its product oligopeptide transporter, OPT family, putative. NCBI's taxonomy places the organism in Eukaryota, Fungi, Ascomycota, Eurotiomycetes, Eurotiales, Trichocomaceae. The coding region runs from base 1 to 2376 and encodes 791 amino acids. The transcript is spliced from 2 exons. The record is from RefSeq and is a predicted model, not a curated record. Gene Ontology annotation, cellular component: fungal-type vacuole membrane. Gene Ontology annotation, molecular function: oligopeptide transmembrane transporter activity.